Striga asiatica is the source of this 492-nucleotide messenger RNA. The record is from the annotation of a GenBank genome assembly. NCBI's taxonomy places the organism in Eukaryota, Viridiplantae, Streptophyta, Magnoliopsida, Lamiales, Orobanchaceae.
AUGGGUUCGGAUGCACCAAAGGACGACAGUGACACUGAUAUUCCAAAGUUUAACCCAAAAAUCGUAAGCGUCGACGGGAUUUUUUUUUUCAGUGAUUGCGGAAUAUUUGUCGCCUCAUUUGCCGAAUACUUCAUCAUUAAGUUUGAUCUCCCGACGGGCUACGAUCCCGACACGGAGAGGAUGAGACCAAGAACAUCGAAAAUCCCCAAAUACAUCGAAACAACCCCACCAAAAUCCUUCGUCUACACCAUCAAUUCCAUCUCCUUCUCCCCAGUCGCCCCCCACGACUUCGCCGCCGUGCAUUCCGCCACAGUCUCCAUCUUCUCCGGCCAAACCCUCGACCACAGAUCCACGAUCUCUGACUUUUCCGACACCGUUGCAUCUGCCUCCUUCCGUGGCGACAGAAAGCUUCUCACCGUCGGAGACCUGACAGGCAUUGUCGACAUGUUCGCCGCCCUCGAUUUGGAGCCGUCGAUUUUUUAUCGUCGCUAG